Fusarium vanettenii 77-13-4 is the source of this 264-nucleotide messenger RNA. RefSeq lists its product as uncharacterized. Gene Ontology annotation, cellular component: nucleus; cytoplasm. Gene Ontology annotation, molecular function: protein binding. The transcript has a single exon. The record is from RefSeq and is a predicted model, not a curated record. Lineage: Eukaryota; Fungi; Ascomycota; Sordariomycetes; Hypocreales; Nectriaceae. The annotation marks the transcript as partial.
GGACGAACUCCGCUGUCAUGGGCUGCUGGAAAUGGGCACGAGGCGGUGGUUCAACUACUACUCGCGCAGGAUGCGGACUCCAAGGACAAAGACCGUCAGAGUCCGCUUUCAUGGGCCGUAGAGAUUGGGCACGUGACGGUAGUUAAGCUGCUGCUUGCGAAGGACGGCGUUGAUCCAGACUCCAAGGAUAACGACGGCCGGACGCCAUUCUACGCAUCUUCUUCAGCCGCUCGACGUCGUCGGCAACUGCCCCGUAUUUUUACG